AUGACCAUCUACAAGUGGUUACUUCAGAGCAGUCCACCCAAGAAUGCUAUCGUCUUUGGCAUCGCGUGUGCCUCGUUCGUCAUUGGUCUCGUGUGGCCCAGUCAUCAUCGCCGCCGACUCCCCACCUCACAUCCGGCACAUCCGCGAGAGCACCGGCCCAUCCGGCAGCCCCUCCGACCCAACGGUCGAGCCUCAAACCGUGGCCUGAGCGGGAUCGACAUCUACCUGAUCGACGAUCACUUCAACGUGGGGCAGAAGAGGCUGUUAUUCCUGGCACGGGCCAUGGUUCGGGCCGGCUCGAUCCUUAUUCUCGCCGAGGGACAGCCAGCGUCGAUUGGGAGACCAUCAGCUGAUACAGAAAAUCAGCCGCGAGGAUUUCGCCGACAGCGCGAGCAUCACCGUUGUGCGUCCGAUUAUCGCGAUCUUGGAUACGGACCGAGUGGCUGUCAUCUUAGAAAGGAGGCGGUCGAGUUGCUGCUCGCGCGCGAUCCUCCCAGUUUAUUUCGGGAUUGUACAAUGCGAUCACUUUACAAUUGGCCUGAUUCAGUUUACAUAGUUCCAUUCUCUACUACUACAGACCGCGUUAUUGCUUCUGCCUCUGGACAAAUUUCUGUCUCUCGCGAGUAA
Molecule: messenger RNA, 627 nt
Organism: Aspergillus fischeri NRRL 181
Lineage: Eukaryota; Fungi; Ascomycota; Eurotiomycetes; Eurotiales; Aspergillaceae
Exons: 2
Coding region: 1-627 (208 amino acids)
Source: RefSeq, a predicted model, not a curated record